AUGUGGAGUGCUGGUUUAGGGUUCCGCCCACCGACUUCUCUGAUCGCAGGGCAACAGGCAGAGUGUAAAAUGGCGCACAGCUGUCGGUGGCGGUUCCCCGCUCGGCCCGGAGGGAGCAGCAACUCCGGUACCGGGAGGAGAGCGGGCCGGGUGAGGGUCACUGCAUCCCUCAGGAGUGCCUCGGAGACCCACCAGCCGACCACUGGGCUCGGACCCGGGUUUGAUGCAGCGCUCCAGGUCUCCUCUGUGAUCGGUACCAACCUGCAGACAUUUCGGGAUGUUUUGGGAGAAUCGAGUGACACGAGCAGCGGGGAGGAAGAACCGUUUUGUGGAUUUGGAACAGUCCCUGAACACACAAGAAUACAGAGCCCUACAGGCACCUCAACAGGUGCGCUCCCGCAGGAGAAGAAGCCCAGAGGUCGCCCCCCACGGUCCCUGACUGCCCAGAAAGCCACAGCAUCUUUGAGCUCCCCCUCGUCCCCCAGCUCCCCGGCGCCGGGGAAGCCGGACCGGGCCCCCGAGCGGUCAGCUGACCGGGUCAAACGGCUCCCCGGGAGGCCCCCGGGAUCCGGGUCGGGGGAGAAGAGGAGAGGCCGCCCCCCGUCCUCCAACAGCCAGAGGGCCUGGCACGCCGGCGGCCAUGCGGCGGCGGGGGAGGACGGCGGGCCGGCGCCGGCCGCGGAGACGCAGGAGGAGAAGGACAGGAAGUCGUCGGCCCGACGAGCGCUGUUGGGCGGCGCCCAUCCGCGGGACCCUGAGACCAAGCUGCCCCCCAAAGUGGCCCGCGGCGAAUCCAAAGUCACCAAGCUCAAGCGGCUGAGGGAAGUGAAGCUCAGCCCGCUCAAGUCGCGCCUCAAAGCGCUACCGGGCGUUCCCCGGCGCCGCCGCGGCCGCCCGCCCUCCGCCGAGCGGCUCAAGGCGGAGGCGGAGGCGGCGGCGGCCCGGCUCUCGGGCGGCGUGCCUCACCCCGGGGCCUUCCACGGCGGCCCGGACCAGCAGGCGGAGGGCUACCCCGAGCACAGAGACUCCUCCCCGCCGCCCUCCAAGCUGGGCAGACCCCUGGGGCUCAGACAAAGCCCCCGGCACGUCAAGCCAGUCAGGAUGGCGUCGUCCAAGCGCACCGACGCCACCAUCGCCAAGCAGCUGCUGCAGCGGGCCAAGAAAGGGGCGCAGAAGAAGAAGCUCCUGGAGAAGGAGGCCGUGGCCAUCGGGGGCCCGGGUGCCGGCGCGGCGGACGCCGGCAUCAGGAGGCGGAGGAGGACCCAGCUCAAGAACAUCAGGCAGUUCAUCAUGCCCGUGGUGAGCACGGUCUCACUGCGCAUCAUCAAAACCCCAAAGCGCUUCAUCGAAGACGAGGGCAGCUUCGGGACCCCUCCGCACCACAUGAAGAUGGCGCGGCUAGAGACGCCCCCCAUGUCCGUCUCCACGCCCCCCCAGCUCACCUCGGCCUCUUCCUCGUCCCCCUCUCCUGUCCUGGUGUCCUCUACAGCCGCCGCCGCUGCCGCCGCUUCUGGUACCGGGCCCGCCGCCCCGGCGGACUCCCUGCCUCCCCCCCCUCCCCCGGCCCCAGACCCCAGCAUCGCGUCCCCCGCCGGCGGCCUGCUCAACAACAGCGCCAACAGCACAGCCAACGGACGCUUCAGCAGCAGCGCGGCCUCCUGCGGCUCCAGUGCCCUGUCGCAGCACUCCUCCCAGCUCUCCUCCGCCGAGUCUUCCAGAUCGAGCAGCCCUAGCCUGGACGACUCCUCCUGCGACUCCCAGGCUUCGGAAGCCACGCAGGCCCCGUCGGAGACGGAUGAGCCCUUCCCAUCCUCCCAGGGCGAGAUGGAGGACAGUUUGCUGCACAGCUCAAGGCCGUCCUCCCCCUCUUCGGAGCGGGAACACGUGGUCGUUGAGCGGGACCGGGGCGUCCGCAGGGCUCAGGGAGUGAGCCGGCCAGGUCUGGGUCCGAGGGGGAGAGGGACGCUGACGACCGGGGCCAAGAAGCCCAUUAUAAGCCCAGCGACGGGGGUGUUGAUGUCCUCCUCCGCCCUCGGUGGCCCUCAGCAAGCGUCCUCCACGGCCUCCUCCUCUUCCUCUCCCCCACCCCCUCCCCUUCUCAUCCCCCCGCAGCCCCCCCAGUCGGCCUCCUCCGCCGCCUCGGCCAUCAGCGACCACCACGCCCAGUCCCCCUGGGUGAUGCCUCACCCCGUCACCCCCUUCCUGCCCGGGCCCUCUGUGCUCUCCAGGUCGCAGGACAAACGCAUCUGCUCCAUCCUGAGGCAGCCCACCUUCCGUUGGACGUCGCAGCCCCGCAACGAGCAGCAGUGCUUCUCCUCCGCUAAGUACGCCAAGGAGGGCCUCAUCCGCAAGCCCGUGUUCGACAACUUCCGCCCGGCCCCCCUCACGGCGCAAGACGUGGGGCUGAUGCCCCAAGGUGGGGGCGGGGGAGCCGCCCAGGUGCAGUUCCAGGCGCCGGGCGGCGGCGCCCCGGCGGGAACCCGUCUGUUCACCCCCUUGCACCACCCCGCGUCGCACCAGCACCCGUCCUCGUCCCGGUUCGAAGCCCCGCUCCAGAAGCGCAGCCCGCUGCUGCGCGCCCCGCGCUUCACCCCGAGCGAGGCCCACUCGCGCAUCUUCGAGUCGGUCACGCUGCAGCCCUCCUCCGGGAGCAGCCCCGGCUCCCUCUCCCCUCACCAGUCUUCUCAUAGCUCCGGAAGAGCCUUACGACGCAAGAGGAGGCGGGCCUUGGGCAUGCUCCACGCCCACGCCCGGUCUCCCUCCCAUUCCAUGACCCGGCGCAGCAGCCAAAUGGGCCAUGUCCCGCGGGGGAAGGGCUCCUCUGAGCGCUCCGCGUUGUCAUGCUCGGUCUCCAGCAGUAACCCCGGCUCGUUGCCGGGGGCGUCGGCCGGUCCACUAGCCACUAGUGCCUUAACUCCUGCUUUCAGCCCCUUCUCCGCUCCGCCUCUGGCCAUCGCCGCACAGGGGGCCCGAGAUUGCCGAAGAGGAGUCACGGAGCAACCGGUCUCUUCGUCCUCCACGUCCUCCUCCGGCACUUCCCAACUCUUCCCCCUCUUCCCCUCCAGUGGCCAGGAGACGGGCCGGGGGGCCGGGAAGGGAGAGAGACGCGAGAGAAGCCUGCCGCCCUCUCAGGAAUCCGCUCCGAAGGAGAAGGAUUUGGACAGGAGCAGAGAAAGGGAGAAGGAGAACAAGAGGGAGGGGAAACGGGAUUGGGGGGAGAAGAAGGGCGGGAAGGUUCCCGCCCCCGACGCGUCCCCGAAUGUAGCUUCCAGCCUCUUCAUCGUCGAUGGGAGGGAGACCGAUGAGGGGGCGUCCCUGGUGCCUAAGAAGGCCCCCGGGAGGAAGAAGUCCACGCUGUCCGAUGUGGCUCCCGAGCCCGCUCCUUCGGAGAGGCCCAUGCUCCCCUCGGCCGCUACGCAGUAUUCCGCCAAGGGACGCCUGCAUAAGAAGGGCAGACCUUCAGACAGGGAGGCGGAGCCGGCGGAGGAGGAGAAGGAGAUGGAGAAACCAAGUGCCGUAAGCCAGCCGUCAGCAGGCCUUCCCGGGCAGCCGGGGCGCCCACAGCACCCAGCCCCCUCAUUGGUCUCCAUGCUGGCCCAGGCUGAGAAACAACCUGUGACGGACAAGCAGGUGGUGGGCCUGCUAAAGAAGGCCAAGGCCCAGCUCUUCAAGAUAGAGAAGAGCAAGGCGCUCAAGGCUCCGGACCAGCCUAAGAUCCAGAGCCAGGAGAGCGACUCGUCGGAGGCAUCGGUCCGCGGCCCACGCAUCAAGCACGUCUGUCGUCGGGCCGCCGUGGCCCUGGGUCGCAACCGGGCAGUGUUCCCUGACGACAUGCCCACACUCAGUGCCUUGCCCUGGGAGGAGCGGGAGAAGAUCUUGUCUUCCAUGGGGAACGAUGACAAGUCAUCGGUGGCGGGCUCUGAGGAGGCGGAGCCUCAAUCCCCUCCCCUGAAGCCCAGGGAGACGCGGGUGAAGACCCCCCAGGAUGCCCCUCCGAAGAAGGGCCGGAGGUCGCGGCGCUGUGGCCAGUGCUCGGGCUGUCAGGUUCCGGAGGAUUGUGGCGUCUGCACCAACUGUCUGGACAAGCCCAAGUUCGGAGGUCGAAACAUUAAAAAGCAAUGCUGCAAGGUGCGGAAAUGUCAGAACUUGCAGUGGAUGCCCUCGAAAAUGUUCAUCCAGAAGCAGGGAAAGAGCAAGAAGGACAAGAAGAAGAACAGGCUGUCGGAGAAGAAGGAAGGCCUUAAUCCCGUCAAGGGCGUGGGCUCGGAGCCCGGGCUCAAGCCUCCACAAGCUGCACAAACCAAGGAGGAGCCUCCACGCAGAAAGAGCGAAACUCCUCCCCCGAAGCCAGGCGAGGAGAAGUUGAGACCGCUUCAGUUCUCCCCUGUGGCCACGUCGUCCAGCCCUUCAGAGGAAGCCCCUCCGCCCCCUAGCGCAUCCCAGCCCCAAUCUGUGGCCAUCACCCCCACCCUGUCGCCCGACUCCAAGCAGUCCUCCAAGACCGGCAGUGUCACUAGCCGGAAGGGACACAAACAGCAGCAGUCGCUCUCCUCGUCGUCGUCGUCCUCCUCUUCCUCUUCGACUUCUUCGUCAUCGUCUUCAUCUUCCUCCUCCUCGUCCUCUUCGGCCCAAAACUCUCCCUCCCCGUCGACACAAUCCCAGCAGCAGCAGGAGCUGCAGCAGCUGCCACAGGCCUCAGCCAAUCAGGCACCUCCAAAGAAAGAUGCCCCGUCCAAAAUUCCGCUGAGUGACUCAAAGAAGCCCCUGCAGCAGCAGCAGCCGUCACAACAGCAGUAUUCAUCUGCUGCAACUACUACAGCCCAUGAGUUGAAACAGCCAAAAAGGUUCACUCCUGUCUCUUUUCCACCACCCUGUAAACAAAGCCCAAAAGACAAGGAGCAGCCGCUGGUCGCUAAACCCCCCAGUAGCAGUACUUUAAACUGGCUGAGCACUCCCUCGACCAGCGGCCAGGCCAAGUCUGUAGCGCCCUUCGACGGAGUGCAUCGCAUCAGAGUGGAUUUCAAGAGGGACCAUGACGUGGAGAAGGUGUGGGAGGCUGGCGGCCUCAGCCUGCUGACUUCUGUGCCUGUCACACCUAGGGUGCUUUGCUUCCUGUGUGCCAGCAGCGGCAAUGUGGAGUUUGUGUUCUGCCAGGUAUGCUGCGAACCCUUCCAUCUCUUUUGCCUGGGGGAGAAAGAGCGUCCCCUUAAGGAGCAGUGGGAGAACUGGUGCUGUCGGCGCUGCCGCUUCUGCCAGGUGUGCGGACGGCAGCCUCACAAGUCCAAGCAGCAGCAGCUGCUGGAGUGCGACGAGUGCCGUAACAGCUAUCACCCUGACUGCCUGGACCCCCGGCACCCCACCAAGCCCACCAAGAAGAAGAGAGUCUGGGUGUGCACCAAGUGUGUGCACUGCAAGAGCUGCGGCGCCACCAAACCAGGGAAGUCCUUCGAUGCCCAGUGGUCACAUGACUUCUCCAUGUGCCAUGACUGUGCCAAGCUCUUUGCUAAAGGGAACUUCUGUCCACUGUGUGACAAGUGCUACGACGACGACGACUACGACAGCAAGAUGAUGCAGUGCGCCCGCUGCGAGCACUGGGUCCACGCCAAGUGCGAGAACCUCACAGACGAGCUGUACGAGCUGGUGUCCAAGCUGCCGGAGAGCCUGCCGUACACCUGCUCCACCUGCUGCAAGGAGCGCCAGCCGGCGGCGUGGAGGACGGCCCUGGAGGAGAAGCUGCAGGGCUGCGUGCGCCACGUCCUGACGGCGCUGCUCAACUCACGCACGUCCACACACGUGCUGCGCUACAGACAAGCGGCGAAGCCUCCGGAGUUGAACCCGGAGACGGAGGAGAGCCUCCCGUCCCGGCGCUCCCCCGAGGGUCCUGACCCCCCGGUCCUGACCGAGGCGACACCCUCCGUCCCCAGCGACUCCCCUCCGGACCUGGAGUCUGUGGAGAGGAAACUGGACCAGGGCCGCUACAAGUCAGUGCUGGAGUUCAGCGAUGACAUUGUGAGAGUCCUCCAGGCAGCUAUGAACAGUGAUGGCGGACAGCCAGAGAGCCGCAAGGCCAACAGUAUGGUCAAGUCCUUCUUCAUCCAGCAAAUGGAACGAGUCUUCCCAUGGUUUAAAGUCAAGGAGUCCAGCUUCUGGGAAGCACAGAAAGUCUCUGCCAACGGAGGCCUCCUCCCCAACGCCGUGCUGCCUCCGUCCCUGGACCAUAACUACGCCCAGUGGCAGGAGCGAGAGGGCCUCUCCCUCUUCGAGCACCCUCUCCUCAGCAAGAAGAUCAUUCCAGCCCCUCGCCCCAGGACCCCCGGAGAGCCGGACUCCCCCACGUCCACCGCACCACUGCCCCUAUCCCUACCCCCGCCACCUCCGCUGCUCCCCGACCGCGACGAGGGCCCGGAGCGCCCACCCCCCCUGGGCGUCAGCGAUAACCGCCUGUGCAUUCUGUGUCUCAAGUACGGGGACGAAAACACCAAUGAGGGGGGCAGGCUGCUGUACAUCGGGCAGAACGAGUGGACACACGUCAACUGCGCCCUGUGGUCCGCCGAGGUCUUUGAGGACGACGACGGCUCCCUGAAGAACGUCCACAUGGCUGUCCUCCGAGGGAAACACCUGCGCUGUGAGAAGUGUCAGCGGCCAGGAGCCACGGUGGGCUGCUGCCUGACCUCGUGCUCCAGCUAUUACCACUUCAUGUGUGCACGUCAGUGUCACUGUGUCUUCCUGGAGGACAAGAAGGUCUACUGCCCCAGGCACAGGGACCUCAUCAAGGGCGAGGUGGUGUCAGGUUUUGAGGUGACACGCAGGAUCCUUGUGGACUUGGAGGGGAUUAGUCUGAGGAGGAAGUGGCUGGCGGGCCUGGAGCCUGAGAAUGUCCACAUGAUGAUCGGCUCCAUGACCAUCGAGUGCCUGGGGAUACUUACUGAAUUUUCAGACUGCAAGCGCAAGCUCUUCCCCAUUGAGUACCAGUGUUCGAGAGUGUAUUGGAGCACUCUGGAUGCUCGGAAGCGUUGCGUGUAUACCUGUAGGAUCCUUGUAUGUCGCCCCCCGGUGGCAGAGUCUGCGUUCAAAAGCAUGAUGGCUCCUGGAGACAACCGCACUAUAGCUCACUGCCCACCUUCAUCCUCAGACUUUCCAGAUCCAUUUGACUCGCCAAGGCGCUCAGAGGCCCUUUCCCCAACGAACACUCCCAAACUCAGAGUUUAUACCAGGAACAGACACCCCAGCUACCCCCCUUGCCAGCGUUCACCAUGCCCCAAACCCAUGUCCAGUCCAGAUUCUGCUCGGUGCCAAAGCAGAGAGCCCCUACCGAGCUCUGGCGUGCAAAACAUGGGCUCGCGGAGACACAGCACCCCUUCCCUCUCUCCUCCAGCCAACAGACAGAGAGGGGUGACCUCCCCUCCAACACCCCCGUCACGACCCCUCACCUCACCCCCUCCACUCAUACCCUCACCUGCCAGAGACCCAGAGAAGAUCAGAAGCUCCGGUAAGGAUUCCACCUUGAGGGAAGGGGAGAGGACUCGAAUGUACUCCACAGAACGAACCAGACCACCGCCACCACCACCACCAACCCCACAAUCACAAUCAUCUUCAAGAGAUCCAGGCGCCAGGGACAUGGACAAGGUCAGAAGCUCAUGCCGGGAACAGACCUCAAAGGACUCUGACAAGUACAGAAUUCCUAGAGACAUGGGCCAGAAUGAUGCUGAUAAGGGAAGGCUGACCUCCAAAGAGCCAGACAAAGGGAGUCCACUAAACAAAGACACUGGGCUGAAGGAGACGGAGAGGGGACGAGUCCUUGGUAGAGAGCCGAGCCUCAGAGACUCUGAGAAGGGAAGAGGGGCCAGCAAAGAUCCCAGCAGUAAAGACGCAGACGAGGACAAGCCCAUUUCCACAGAUCAAAGCUAUAGGGACACUGAAAGAAACAAGUCAAGCAGAGAUUCAGGGCUCAGGGACCCUGACAAGCAUAAACGAUAUGGCAGGGAUACAGAAAGAGUCAAGGACCCAGGCCAAGAGAAAAGCAGACCUUCCAGUCGAGACUCUGAAAGGGGUAGACCGCCCUCAAGAGACUCCCCCAACUACAGAAGCACAGAGAGAAGCAAAGUACCGGUGAAAGAUGGAAGAAGCAGCAGUCAGUCUAAAGUUGGAGGGGAAAUUAGGGGCGCCAGGCUGACUCCUGCUGGUACAGGCCAGUCCUCUCCUCCAGUUGGGACCGCUGUUCUCACAGGACAACAAAAGGGUUGUAACCUCAAGACUGCAGACAAGCAGGGCAAACCUGUUGGCACAUUUAUCAGCAACAGCAACCAGCCUCGGGACAAGCUCAUGACGGGGAAGGAAACGGGAGUCGGGACCGGGCCUUCCAUACCGACCCCUCUGUACAAUGAUUCUGCUUUGGGAAAAUCUGGCUCCCCACAGCCAGCCCUGCAGAAGGGUGGGACACGGAAGUCACAAGACUACUCUUCAGGGCCUGCCCCCACUGCAGCAAUGAAACCACUGUGGUCUUCUAGGUCUCCGGUGGAGGAGGACAUCAGCCAACGUGGCCCCUCCCACAUCGUGGCCCCAGCUUCCAAAGACAAGAACUCAAAAGGUAGAACGUCGGGGAGCAAAGAGGUGUUCCAGGAUCAUGACCGUGAGAAGGCUCUGCCCAUUGGUAACAACAAAGCCUCACCCCUGAAUCAUAAUUCUAAAACUACCACAAGCACUGUAAACAACACGCCCGCACAAACCCCAAGCCCUUGCAACAGCAGUAGCAGCAAAGCUCCAACCCUGGGAAACAGUGCCAAGGUCCAUGGUAAGGUUGAGGAGGAGAUGGAGGGCCAUGGAGUAGACCGAUCCUCAAAGAGCAGGGAGGGCUUCCCUUCUGAUCGUAAGAACAGUCCCACCGUGGAGAGCCUACAACAGCCACAGGCCAGUUUAUCUGCAGAGAGGGGGGUGAAGACCUUUACCCCAUGUUACUCAAAAACGACAGGCAACCAGCUUUCAUUGUCAUCCAGGGACAAAAAAAGACCACCCAAAGCGCCCCAUUCAACCCCACUCAAGACCGACGUCAACACCGACCCUAACGGAACCAGUGCUAGCAGCACCGCCUCCUGCUGCUCCACCACCAACACCACCUCCACCAUCUCUUCCUCGGGCCCGGCCGCCCGCCACUCCCCCCGCUCGGCCGUCUUCUCCUCUGCGUCCGCCAGCAGCAGCGACGGCUCAGAGUCCGACUCCCAGACCCAGCCGGAGGACGGGGAGCGCCGCAAAGAGCUCGCCGACCUCCGCCACCACCAUCACCUCCACCACCACCGUCACCACGGCCUCCUGCCGCACGGCCCUGAGGACGAGGGGCAUGGGCCGGAGGACGACGACCCGGAGGGCCGGGGCCUCGACGACAAGCACCACGAGGACGACAGCGACGGCUCGGGCUCGGCCAAGCGCCGCUACCCUCGCCGCAGCGCCCGCGCACGCUCAAACAUGUUCUUCGGCCUCACGCCGUUCUACGGCGUCCGCUCGUACGGCGAGGAGGACCUCCCGUUCUACGGCAGCGCAGACGGGGCGGGGCCGGUGGGCGUGGCCAAGAGGAGGAGCGGGGGCAGCCGGAGGUCCGCCGAGGGACAGGUGGACGGAGCAGACGACAGGAGCACCACCUCCUCCUCGGGGGAGAGCGGGGAUGAAGAGGAAGGUAUGAUGAAGCACCGGGACAAGGACGCGUACUACUACAACUUCACCCGGACCAUCAUAAACCCCAGCGGGGGCUUGCCUUCGAUCGAGGGGCUGGACCGCUGUCUGGGAAGGAGCUCCCAGCUGCAGAGGUUCCUGAAGGAUGAGGAGGAACUGCAGGCACAAGACAACUCCGGAGACGACGCACUGAGUCAAAUAAGCUUGAGCAAGCAGCAAAUCGGUCAGCUGGACGGAGUGGACGACGGCUCAGAGAGCGACGCCAGCACCUGUCCCACCACCACCGCCACAACCACCACCGCCACAACCACCUCAGCCACUUCCAGCUCGCACAGAAACACUGGCAAAAGAAAGGGCCGCGAGAGGCAUGCUGAGAAACUGGAGUCCCAUGACACAAGCAAGGAGGCGGACAACGGUGGAGCAGCAGCAGCAGCAGCAGCAGCAGCAGCAGGGGGUGGAGGUGGAGGUGGAGGAGGAGGAGGAGGUGGAAGCAACAACAGGGAGGGCAGAAAGAAUCAGAAAGAUAAUAGUCUUCCUCUUGGAGGUGGGGUCAAAUCCCAAAGCCAGGGUCAAGAUCCCCUUGACAACCAGCUUUCCCUUAGCACUGAGCUCCUCAAGUCAGAUUCCGACAACAAUAACAGCGACGACUGUGGCAACAUCCUGCCGUCCGACAUCAUGGAGUUUGUCCUCAACACUCCCUCCAUGUCCAUGCAGGCUUUGGGCCAACAACCCGAGCCCUCCUCCUCAGAGCUCUUAGGCUACGUCGACGUUGACGUAAAUCGGCGCAAGGACAUCCUGUUCGAUGACUUCUCCCAGCCUCUCGCCAGCGGUGACGGUGGCAGCGCCGUUGAGAGCGGUGUGAGCAGCUCAAUAUCUGUAGAAGAGCCCUACGGUCUUCCUCUGGCGUUACCCUCCGACCUCUCUGUCCUGACCACCCGCCCCUCUGUCAGCAGCGGCCAAAACCACACCGCUGGAAGUCUCAUCUCAGAAACCGCAGACCGCACAAUGCUGGGCUUGGCUGCCGACCCAGAAGCCAUUAGUGGGGAGAAGAGUGCUGAGAAGAAGAGAAAGGGGUCCAGUGUGUCGCCAUCGCAGAACCAGCAUGACGGCAAAGCGCUGUCCACGAGGGAUACUCCGCUGGCAGAAGAGCACGACACUCCUGAACAGUUCAUUCCCAGCCCUGCUCUUGGCCAAGUGGUGGAGUCCCCGGGGACCCAGGACCUAGCUAGAAACUCUGCUACCCCGGGUCUACCUAGCUCCCCCUCUUUGCCUCAUCAAGGCCAGACAUACAUCACUGCCUCCUCCUCGGCUUCAGCGGGCAGCCCUGGCCCGAUCCACGGCCCAGGCCCUUCCCAGGCUCAGGUGGCCGGUCCAGCCGUCCUUAAACAAGGCCCUGAAAAGCUAAUCUUGGUCAACCAACAGUUCCAGCCGCUAUACGUUCUCCAGACUCUUCCAAAUGGUGUCCCCCAAAAGAUCAGUGCCACGGGAGUGAUGGACACCAGCACCUCCGCAGUAUUGAGCUCAAUGACCCUAACCACUGGGCUUAAUACUGGGCUUUCCUCAGCUUCUACAAUCUUCCCGGCAGGGGGAAAAGUCUUGGGCACCAUGUCCCACCACCCACAGAUCCACACCUUCACAGGAACGCAGACAGGCUUUCAGACUGGCAUCCCCAGCACAACCUCAGGGCUCCUCAUUGGAGUGUCAUCCAAGCCCCACGACCAGUCCCAGAUUCUUGUGUCAGACGCUGGCCGGCCUCGUGAAUUGGGUCCUUUAGUGUCUAGCCCCUCUUCCAUGGCCUCUUCCCCAGCUUUGUUGGCCUCUGCACAUGGCAAGAAGCGACCGAUUUCCCGUCUGCAGCCAAGAAAGACCAAAAAGCUAGCUCGGUCCCGCGGUCAGCCAACUCUGGCACCAUCUGAAGUGGGCACUCCAAACAUGACCCUUAUCAACCUGUCCGGCUCUCAAAUCACUGCUGGCAUUCCUGGUCCACCCGGAGGACUAGUUGAGUUCACCACCUCCCAACGCAAGGUCCCCAACAUCAUCAAGAGGCCCAAACAAGGCGGGGUUAUGUACUUUGAGCCUAUCCUUCAGCACAGAAUGCCCAUUUCUGCUGGUGGCCAGGCUGGUAUGCGUCAUGACUCCACUCACCUCUUGCCCUGCACAGUCUCUAGUCUUAACUCCAAUCAGUCUGUGUUAAAUGUUGUGUCGGUUGCUCCCAGUGGAGCGACUGGCCUUAUCGCUCCAGGAUCUGUGUCUCUCACGACCCCGGUCCUCGGUGCCACCGAGCUCACCGGGUCGAUCGGCAACCUCCUCUUUAAGGCCGGGCCCCACGGCCUGGGCUUGUCUGAUCAGCCCAUGGUGCUUCAGCCAGCAGGAGGAACCCCCCUGAUGUCCCACAUGGGCUCCACUGUCCAGACCUGCAUUGCCAGUAGCAUCUGUGUCCUGCCCACCCCGCAGACGUUCAGCAUGGCCGUCACACAACCGGGGGAGAAGGACAGCGUUGUCGGUCAGCUGCAGCACCUACACCGUCUACCCCACCACAGAGCCCAGACCAUGGAGACCAGUCAGAACACCGGCACCCUAGCCUGUGUGACCCGAGCCCCGGGACAAGUCACCACAGUGGGGUCAUCUAAGGGCAUGGUCGGGGUGUUCACUCACACCAAGGCUCCCGGACACUCUCCGGGCUCCAGAUCUACUACCAUGGAACAAAUUCAGCGCUCCAACGCUGUUGCAUCGUCCACACUCAACGUCUGUGGAGCGGGGAAAGGCAAGCAGAAGGCCAAGAGAAGCAGGCAGAGCCCCGACAAAUCUAGUGGGAAGAAACUCAAGACCUUGCAGAAGAAGGAGCCGUACAACAACCCCGAAAGACGACCAUCCGCAAACCUGGGAUCCAGAGAGUUUAGUUCAUCUGGGCCUAUGGACACGGCAACACCCACAGAAAAGCCACCCAACAAGAGUGUCCCCGAUCCAAAGUCUUCUGAAACAUGUGCCCUGACGGGGAGAGCCGUGGAGAAGGACAAGGCCCCGGGGGGGGGCUCUGGGGCCCCGGGCCCCCCCCUGGUGGCCUCGCUGCCAGAGCAGGAAGGCGAUGCAGAGGACUCUGUCCUAGACAGUAAGCCUAAGAAGGGCAUCAUCUUUGAAAUCCGCAGUGAGGACGGCUUCCACAUCCGCUGUGAGAGUAUCGAAGAGGCUUGGAAAUCCCUGACUGAUAAAGUACAGCAAGCUCGCUCCGACGCCCGACUCAAAGAGCUGUCUUUCGAAGGCGUCAACGGUCUGAGGAUGCUGGGCGUGGUGCACGAGGCGGUGGUCUUCCUGCUGGAGCAGCUCUGCGGCGCCAGACACUGCCGCAGCUACCGCUUCCGCUUCCACAAGCCCGGGGACACCACCGCGCCCCCGGCCAACCCCCACGGGGCGGCGCGCGCAGAGACCCACCACAGGAGGUCUGCAUUCGACGUGUUCAACUUCCUGGCCUCCAAACACCGCCAGCCACCUCAGCACCGGCCACAGGAAGAGGAAGAGGAUCUCACGAUGGCCAGGCGUCUGUCCUUGGAGCUCCCCCUGGCCGUUAGGUUCAGCCAGCUUAAAACAACAUCCAAGGAGACCGUUGGGGUUUACAGAUCUCCCAUCCACGGUCGCGGGCUGUUCUGCAAGAGAACCAUUGAGGCCGGAGAGAUGGUGAUUGAGUACUCCGGGAACGUCAUCCGCUCCGUGCUCACAGACAGGCGCGAAAGGUUCUACGAGGGCAAGGGCAUGGGCUGCUACAUGUUCCGCAUCGACGACCACGAGGUGGUGGACGCCACGGUGCACGGCAACGCCGCUCGCUUCAUCAACCACGCCUGUGAGCCCAACUGCCACUCGCGCGUGGUCGCCGUGGAUGGCAGGAAGCACAUCGUCAUCCUGGCCUCGCGCCGCGUCCGCCCCGGCGAGGAGCUCACCUACGACUACAAGUUCCCCGUGGAGGACGCCGGCAGCAAGCUGCCCUGCAACUGCGGCGCCAAGAGGUGUCGCAGGUUCCUCAACUGAUGAUGAUGAUGAUGAUUUGGCGCCCGGCCCGGCUUCAGUAAGGGCCCCGGCUGUUAAGGACCCGAGCAGCAGCACUGGCUCCAGAGAGGAGCGUGCCACCAGAAGUGGAGGAAGGAGUUUGUUCCUGAUGACUCUUGCCGUUGGUUGAAGGGGCUGUUGGAUAUGAGCAAGACGACAAUGAUUGUGCCUCCUUUAUGAUUAACUUGACAUCAUUGAAAAUCUCAACUUUUCUCUGUAGUGGAAUUUAUAACAAUAGCCCCAUUUCUUUCCUUUGCUAAUUUGGCCAGUUCUUAAUUUCACCAGAAAGGUUGGGCCUCAUCAGAUAGGAUAACCUUACUUUGAACCCCAAUGCUGGAGAGCUUAGAGGUUCCAAUCGAAAGUCAAACAACAAACCGUGAACGGAAAGGAUCGAUUUUACACCAAAGUGCAAUUGUUGAAGGGCCUUAGGGACUUGGAAAGGAAUAUUCAGAGUUGUGUGUGUGUGUGUGUGUGUGUGCGUGCGUGUGCGUGUGUGCGCGCGCGUGUCCUGAAGCCUUCAGAGCUGUGGGGAUGUGUCACCAAUCCCAUACCCACCCAGACUCUGGUCUGGAGGAAAAGUCUGUAAAUAGCAGGAUGCCCAGGAGCAUGUCUUGGGAAGCCUGCAUGUACAGGUUGCAAUAGCAGAGGGGCAAUGGUCAUAGGAAGAAACUGAGGUAAAGGAGGCACCUCUGAAGAAAAAAAGUGUUAGUUCAGUUUCUUUGUUUUUGUUUUGUUUGCUUUAGAAUAACUUACCAGUGUAAUUCAGCCAGAGUUUGUUAGUCGGACUAGGUAGCUAGGUAGAGCUGGUUUUAAUGUUUGGAAGCUUCUGGCCUUGAGGAAGCUAGGCAGCUGGAGAUACUGGUGGACUGACUGCCAAGGGACGAGGGAACCUUAGAGUUGUGCUCAAAGGGGUCCCGUUAUGGGUCUAGUCGGUCUCCCCGCUGGGGCCGUCGCCAGGUAUUGUUAGACGUAGUACUGCAGGUUCAAGUGUGCUGUCGCUAUUAAGCUCAAGUCUUUGGAAGUUAAGGUUAUUUUGGAUUUCUAAUGACGUUCCAAAUUACAGCAGCAGAGAGAAACCAAACAUCAGCCCCUUGAAUUGAAUUCCCAUCGAGGUAUUUUUCCCUUCUUUUUAGCCAAUUGUUAUAAACUUUAAAAACUUUUUUUAUUUGUAUGGUAUUAAGUCUUUUAAAUUUCUUGUUUGUUAUCUGUCUUUCUUAAUUAUGGACAGGGAAAUAUCAUGCUUGCUUUUAAAAAGAAAUGUAAAUAAUGUAUAUUUUUCUACAGAAAAAAACUAAAAAAGCACUCACUAGUGAAUAGCACUUAAUGAUGGUAUUUAUAUUUUUUAAGAGAUUGUAUUUAUUUUAUUGCCAUUUUUGUAGGAAAUAGAGGUUUACAAACACUAAUGCUUGGUCUCUACGUUUUGUAUUCUGCUGCCUUUUCGAAGUUGUGUUCUUGUUUUGUUUUUCUUUCCCAAAUUGAUUUUAAUUAUUUUUAUUGUUUAAUUUGUAGCCUGAAUGUUUUCUUUAAUUCCAAAGACUGCCGUUGGUCUGUGGCUUGGUUCCAUUGAGUGCAGUCCACCAGUAGCUCUCUAUCCAAGGCCAUUUCGGUCGGGGCUGUGUUUUAUUCUUUUCUAUUCUAAUUCUCUAUGUUCCAGUUGUAGAGGGCAGUUCUGUUAAUAUGCACUCGAGAGGGAGACUUUAAAUUAUUGGUCCGUAUUAAAUAGGUGAAUAUCUCCUCUCUCCCGCCUUAAUGUCAACACCCAGCGUUACGCUCUGACAACAAGACCAACCUAAAAACAAUAAUGCUUUUCCCUGGCAGGAUAGGCUACACUGGUCAGAUCCACAUCUGUUCACAACUCAACGGUUUCCUAUAGAUUGUGGUCCCGUCUGCAGGCCCAGUUUAUAAUGAAGAGGUGCCUUCAUGUUAUUGAUGCAACGCAAAUAAAGAAAAGCAUAAGUCAUAUCUCCAGCCAAUUCAAACCACUUUGCACAGUGCAUGUACAAGUGAAAUCAGUAAUUUGUGUUUUGCCUUAGUUGUUUAAAGGGUCUUUUUUUUUUUUCCAUGUUUUGCUGGAUAAACUAAACCUAUUGUUUCUCGGCUGCUGAUUUAUUUUUAUUUUGCUAUCCUGGAGCCAACAUGCCAACGCGGCCAGUGAUCGUUCCCCGUUGGAUUUGCAUAUUUACCUGGUUGACCACAGACCAUUACUGGAGUUCAGCCAGCCCCCUCCCUCCUGAGCGUCCCCUCAUAGAAACAUUACGGACAGAACAGUUACACUUGCAGCAGAAGUGGAGCGUUUCACGUAGAAAGUCAAAACUGUAACGGUCCUUUCUGAGGGCUCCACCUCUGCACGUUUGUUAUGAUAGAGGCACUGAAUUACACAUAGGACGAUACUUCUCAUCCCUCCCGCUUAAGACCAAGCUGUUUUUUUCAACCCCAGCCGUAGGCCCCCCCCCCUAGCAAAGAGGAAAACUUAAUGUGGGAUAGGUCUUGACGGGGCCUGUGAACGUGGCAUUCAGGCCCCUAGUGAAGUGCACUUGACUCCCACUCCCCACGCUGCUAAGGCAGGGGCCGCGGUGUACAUCUAGCGGCCGUGCAGUGCAUAUCAGCCAGGCUGUGGUCCCCCACCGGCCAGGAGCAGUCAACACCAACUCUCACCGGGUGGUGUGAAUCAUGUUUCUGCAUCAGCAUUUUGCUUGCUGGGUUCUGCUGCUAAGAUACAACAAAAAAACAAAAACCUGAAUGUAUUAUCCUCCUGAGCAACAUCUGAGUUGUGGCGAUCCCUUCUGUGGGCUCCAUUUGUUCCACGGAGAGAGACUUUGUGUUAUCUGUGAAACAUGGCGGUCUGGGAAGCUAUGACAUGAACCCGUAGCGGGGAGGCGGCGAUGGUUUACGUUUUGUUUGUUUAAUUUAACCACUGGGGAUGUACUGACAUGACGGGUACAUCACGACGGCAUUUCUACCUACUCGUACCAACCGGUUUUUACUGAAUGAGGGAAUACGGUCAUUCAUACGUGUAUUUGGGGUGAGGGGGUUGCUAAUGCUAAGGGCUCCGUCUGUCCUUGGGUCUCCGCUUCAAACGCUUGACCAGUAAACCAGUAAAUAAUAACUAGCGACUAUAGCAUCUGUUUCCGUGUUCCUUAAUAAGCAGCUAUACAGUAAGUCAACAGCCUCUGUUGCAUCCUUGUCUUCAUUUUACCACGCCACACCAGUGGCUCUUCACCCACAUCAUCUGUAAUUAUACUAUAUAUAACAAUGAUAAUAUACAAAAUCAUGCAUAGUAAUUUCUUGUGCUUUAGUAUCUAUACAAUAUAUGGAAUGGACAGACAAACUUAGUUACAGUAGCAAAUCAUCAGAUUUAUGGUUAUUAGCAAUGUUUCAAUGUACUCUAUAAUGGUUUUUGUGUUACAGUAUACCUGAAUGAGACUAACGGUCGUCCAUCUUGUAUAGUGAUAUCAGUACCAAUUCUCCUGUGUCUGUGAAUGCACCUUCAACAUGAAAAAGGGGCUUUGCGGAUUACAUUUCUUACUUAGCUUUUUAUUUUUCCGGAAAGGAACAAUAUUUAUGUGAUGAGAAAUGUAACCGUUAAUGUGGUUGUGUACUUCUUGAGGUCAGCCAUGUUUGUUUUCUGAUUGUUGUAGUGACGGUUCUUUUUUUUUUUUUUUUUUGUCUGUUUUUAUUGUACAUUUUAUUUUUAACAGGGAUUUUGAAACUGCUUACUUGAUGUGUAUAAAUGGAGUCUGGUUAGUGGAGACCGACCAGUAAACGUAUGAAAUCCCAACCAAAAUGUUGCUUCAUUUUGGAAAACCCUUUGUGUCUCCCUUGCUGACUCCUUCCUCUGAAGCUUUGGUUGUACUUAUCAUGUACUAUUUUUAUAUAUAUAUUUUAUAUAUAUAUACAUAUAUAUAUGAUAAUACCAAGAUGAUAAUGUUGGUUAAAAAAAUACACUUACGUUAUUUAUUUUGAGCAACGGUCAACAAGCCAAAAUUGUUAUUUUUGCAAUCGACAUUUUGGAGCAGUUGAGCGAGUACUAAACAUUUGUUUGUAUUUUAACUUGUCAGCCUAGGAGGGAAUUUGGUGUCACACAGGAAGUGAAUAUUGGAUGAUACACAGGCUUGUUUUUAAUGCCUUGAAUAUACCUUUGUCUUAUCAACUUCCUCCUGCUCAUAAUAAUAAUAAUAAUAAUAUGACGGUCUUGUUUAUCAGUGUUCUCUCAAUACUCAUCACAGAAAUGAAGGAAAUUACAACAGUAAAAAAAAAAAGAAAAACCACAAAUAGGGUUGAAUGUAAAAUUAGGAAGCAAAGUUGUAAAUACAUGUAAAAAGAAAAGUUUCUAAUCAUGUUUAUUUUCUAUGCACUUUUUUAUUUAAGUGAUAGUUUAAAUAAUAAACAUGUGUCCUUUACUCUUUA
Messenger RNA from Gadus morhua (Atlantic cod), 18108 nucleotides. RefSeq names its product lysine (K)-specific methyltransferase 2A (gene kmt2a). The record is from RefSeq and is a predicted model, not a curated record. Gene Ontology annotation, biological process: positive regulation of DNA-templated transcription. Gene Ontology annotation, molecular function: zinc ion binding; DNA binding; protein binding. NCBI's taxonomy places the organism in Eukaryota, Metazoa, Chordata, Actinopteri, Gadiformes, Gadidae. Gene Ontology annotation, cellular component: nucleus; histone methyltransferase complex.